CUUCACAACCCUUCACCUCUCUUUUAUCUUCUCUUAGAAUUUUUGGCUAUGGCUUCUGUGAUCUUAAGCUUGUUUCAUUAGUGAUAUGAGUUUCUUUUCCCUGCUGCGUAGAAUUAGACUUGUUCAAUCCUUUUCCGUAGUGUUUCUCUAUUGGUUUUAUGUAUUCUCUUGAAUCUCUGGUCUUCUCAAUCUCAAAUCAAUCGGAUUAUCCCAUUGAAAUCUGUUUAUAAACAAAUCCAACCUCAGAAACUCUUUGAAAAAUUCAACAUGUCAUCUGGAAAACGUAGCGGCUCAAUUUCUGGAGAGGAAGAGAGAUACGCAGUGAUGGACGAGAAGAAACGGAGGAGAAUGAUAUCGAAUCGCGAAUCAGCGAGGCGGUCAAGGAUGAAGAGAGAACAGCACAUGAAGGAUCUCAAUGACCGUAUCAUGAAUGGAACUAUAAAACGCAACGGGUUCAUUCAGAAAAUCAAUGAAGUCUCGGAACAAUUUGCGGUGGUUGAAUCUGAGAACAUGAUUUUGAGAGCUCAGCGUGAAGAACUGAGACAAAGGUUGGAGAUUGCUGAGAUGGUUACAGGGUAUGUGUGUGAGUCAAGUGGCAAUGCAAUGGACAUUCCUCCUCAGGCUCAGGGUCAGGACUUUUGGCUUAGACCAUGGCAGCCUCAUGUCCAGGGCCUGCCCAUGAUGACCUCUGCUGGAAUUUCCCCGUUUUGAAGUUUUUGAUCAAAUCUAUUGUUGUCGUUAGAUUAAAGGCGGAUUCUAUUGUCGGGUGGAUUUCAGUAUUAGUU
Molecule: messenger RNA, 785 nt
Organism: Ilex paraguariensis (yerba mate)
Lineage: Eukaryota; Viridiplantae; Streptophyta; Magnoliopsida; Aquifoliales; Aquifoliaceae
Source: the annotation of a GenBank genome assembly